Molecule: messenger RNA, 207 nt
Organism: Podospora bellae-mahoneyi
Lineage: Eukaryota; Fungi; Ascomycota; Sordariomycetes; Sordariales; Podosporaceae
Exons: 2
Coding region: 1-207 (68 amino acids)
Source: RefSeq, a predicted model, not a curated record
AUGAAGCUCUCGGCGCCAAUUCUAUUCUUCUCUUUCUUUGCUGCUGCCUCGGUUGCCCAAUACACCGGGCCAUGUUCAGUUAACGACUGCGGUGCGAGUCACAGAGUGUGCGCUCGAGGAUGGCUCUGUGUCCCCUACCCAAGCUUUGACCCUGCAAAGAGACAAGGUUACCGAACAUCAAACAAGCUACAGCACGGAAUUCUGUAG